AUGGCUAUUUUGUCGGCAUUCGAUUUUGCUGCACUGAUCGAGUUCGUUGCAAGCACGUACAAUGGUUUGGGGAAAAGUCGAGUGCCUUUUAACGGGUUUAGGUUGUUUACACAGAGAGACGGGUUUAUUGUUUUCGAGCAAAUGUCUUGGAUGAGUUUUUGUGUUACCCUCUCAAUUUUGUCUGGAAGCGUGGAGGUAUUGUCUGAUAGGUUUAGGAGUAUGAAAGUAAGCGUGAUUGCUCUGAGGAAAUAUGACGAUGGCAUUGUUGAGUGUCGAUUGUUUGUGGCAAGAUUGCAAGUAACCGUCACGGACUACCGACGGCUUCGCGGCCGUCGGUUUAUUCCCGACCUACAACUAUUUCAUCGGUACAAUCCUACAGCACCGAACGCCGUCGUACAAUGUAUCACUCGUGCUUCAUUUGCUAUAGAGAACGACACCGUCUUUGAGUAG
Molecule: messenger RNA, 450 nt
Organism: Striga asiatica
Lineage: Eukaryota; Viridiplantae; Streptophyta; Magnoliopsida; Lamiales; Orobanchaceae
Source: the annotation of a GenBank genome assembly